AUGACUUCAGUUGCAAGAAAAUCAGCAAGCAGUCAAACUCGAGAACAAUUAAAAGAUAUUAAUGAAGAUGAGUCUAAUACGAAAAUAACUAUCGAUAGAAAUAACAAUGCAAUUGAAAAAGAAUCAGCUGAUGUUAGCCAAGAUAAAAUAUCAAUAAAUAGACGUAAACAACGACCAAAAAGCACAACUAUAAGAGAUGAAUAUAAAUAUGUUGGUGAUAUAUAUGCUGAAAAGAAACAUGGUACAGGUAUUUUAUCUUGGCCAGAUAAACGAACAUAUACCGGUGCAUUUUAUGCUGAUAAACGACAUGGUUUUGGUAGUUUUCAAAAUCCAGAAAUUUUCGAAUUUAAAGGUCUUUAUCGUCAUGAUGAACGAUUUGGUCCAGGUAUUUUAAUGUAUCAAUCUUCUCAAUGUGCUGAUGUAGGUUUCUGGUUGAGUGAUGAUCUUGUUCGUCUUGUUUAUCCACAUCCGACACUUAAUUUGGAUAUUCAUAUAAUUGAUAAAAAACCUCGAACUGAUUCUUCAUGUAUGUUACAAUCAUGGUAUUCGCCUUAUGAAUUACUUUCAACGAUAAUUGAUUUUGAUUAUAUUUUAAAUAAGAAACCAAAUGCUUUAUUAUGUAAAAAUAUUGAAAAUGAAAAUUCGACUUUUACUCAAUAUUUAAUUGAACAUGCGGAUCAAGUUCAAAAAGUUAUGCAUGAAAAACGUGCACAACUUGAUGCUUAUCUAACGAAUUUUAAUGAUGAAAAUAUAUUAGAUGAGAAAAUUUUUAAUGAAAGAAUGGUGGAUAUUCCAAUACCGAAUGAAACAUAUGAACAACAACAAUUAUUUUAUCAUACAAAUAAAUAUUUACCAUUAAAACAACAAGCAACAUAUCCUAUUGAUGAAAUUUUAUCAAGUAAUCGUUUAACUUUUCCAGAUCCUGGACCAUUAGAAAAGUCGUCAUUGGUUCUAUUAGAAUUAGCAUAUAAUGGUGAAUUUAAAAAAAUUCGUGAUCUUCUUUUACAUAAUCAAACUUAUGUUGAUGUUUGUGAUUCUCGAGGUUUAACUGCAUUACAUUUUGCUACACAUAAUAUUCAUAUGGAUGCUAUAAAUAUACUCCUUGAUUUUGGUGCUAAUGUUAAUCAAUUAACAGAUGAUGGAUUAACACCACUUGCUAUUGCCUUUUUAUUUUACUAUGGAAAUGAUCCACAAGAAACAAUUAAUACAGCUUUAGAACAUUCCGAUGAAAUUAUUUUAAAUUCGAAAUCAACAUCCGCAAUGGAAGGAAGACAAUCAAGUCCGAAAGAUAAUACAACAACAACAACAAAAUCAGUAUGUGAAAUAAGUAUACCAGAUGAAGAUAAAUCAGGACCUUCUGGUGAAUCAAGUAAAUCCAAUAACAGAGAAAAUAAAAGUAAGAAUUUAUUUG
Adineta steineri is the source of this 1411-nucleotide messenger RNA. The record is from the annotation of a GenBank genome assembly. Lineage: Eukaryota; Metazoa; Rotifera; Eurotatoria; Adinetida; Adinetidae.